This is a messenger RNA of Ixodes scapularis (black-legged tick), 1135 nucleotides long. RefSeq lists its product as uncharacterized. Bases 346 to 879 code for a protein of 177 amino acids. The transcript is spliced from 8 exons. The record is from RefSeq and is a predicted model, not a curated record. NCBI's taxonomy places the organism in Eukaryota, Metazoa, Arthropoda, Arachnida, Ixodida, Ixodidae.
CUAGCCUGUUGUUGGCCAAAAGGCCGGCAUCAUAAUUUUAAAAGACUCGUACGCAAAGGAGUGGAGCCGGAUGAAAACUGGUACAUCCAUGGAGUUGUGGUGCUAAAGGAGUGCUCAACAUAUGACAAGGCCCUGAGGGUACUGAAAAGGGCAGAAGAAGACGAGGCACUGGACACCACGGAUGGUGGAGUGGAGCGUGGAUCACCAGGUGACCGUCACUUCCACAGGCGGCCACUUUCCACCCAACAGGCGACGUCGCUGCCUGCACCACCUUCAUCGCCAGUUGCCACUGACGCCGCAAGGUCAAGCUUGGUUUUUGACCACCAACUGCCUGCAACGGCUUCUAUGAUCACAGCUCCACCUACCAAUGAUGCGGGAAGGCCGGCAAGCUGCGCUUCAGACUGCCAACCACACCCUCCAGCAACAGUUCCUGCACUCACAGGCUUUGAGUCACAGGUACUAAAGCUGCUCUUGGAGCAGCGCCAGCAGCUCCGUGAGCUGUCGCAACAGAACACAGCCCUCAAGGAAAGCCAGGAGGAGCUGUGCCUGCGGCUGGCCCAGCUGGAGGGCCAACUUCCGAGGAGGACUGAGCCAGCUGGAGAGGCAAUUCAGCUGCCUCUGUUCUCCCUGGAGGAUUUCCAGGCCGCGGAGGAGGUCCUCCAAGAUGGUGCCUCAAGAAAAGCUUUGAGAGCUCGGUUUGUUCUAAUGGGUGGAACAAGUGUGAAGGAUGCGGUUCGCUGCAUCAUGGAGCGAACCCUGAAAAAAGAAGUUCAGGCGCAUUUUACUUUCGUGGGGCGGCAGGGGAAGCAGCCAUUUAAAGGAACGAAGCUGUUUUCCGUCAUCAAGGCUGCUGUCCAAAAAAAAAACGAAGGCGGCUGACACGGAGGUAGAGGCGGCCACCCGGGUCUACCUCUACGGUGUGAAGGACCGGGAGGGCGGGCGGCGUUCCCGCUUUUUGGAAGCUGUAGAUGCUGCAGCUUCGAGGAGGAUUGCAGCAUUGAGCGAGGCUCCAGCUUCGAACAACGCUGUAGCCUCGGGCGAAGCUGCAGCCUCGUUCGAUGUUGUGGACCUCUUCGAGGUUGCCGCAUCCGGUGGCUGGAGCGACGAAGAUUUCUAAGAAUAAAACCCGUGACCA